AUGGAUCCACUUGCGAGCGUGGUUGGAGUGGUCAAACUUGCGGCUCAAAUCGCAGGAGCGUUAAACGAUUUGCGAACACUGUGCAAACAAUUGCCUGGAAGAGUUCACGCAUUGAGCAACGAGGUCUCUGAUAUUGAAGUUGUCCUCAUUCAGGUCGCUAGAGUCCUCCAAGAAAGAUCCUGCUCGCCCAUUUCGAUGGCGGAGACAGACAGCAAGUUCAUACUACAACUGCUCGUGAAAGCAGAGACAAAGUUAAAAGAGCUGAAAUCAAUUGUAGACGGUCUAGCAGCCUCAUCAAAUCAAAGCAAUGUUAUUAUCUUCCGAGCAGGCCUCUGGCGAAAAGAACAACCAAGACUGCUUGCCCUGCAAGAAGAUAUUAAGGCCAUUAAAUCGAGCCUCAAUGUCGUACUUGGCGCAUCAAAUUCUCGAGAUAUGAUGCGUGUUCGAUUAGAUAUUGAAAGCCUAUCUAUGGUCACCAUAAAGUCUGCACAGAACCAAACAGCUUCGUUGCAUGAAUUUCUGCAAGGCAUGACCCUGCAGCAUAGGGAAACAACAGAGUUUGUUCGUGAGAAGCAUCAACUAGUCGACGAGCGGAUUAGCAGAGUUGAAGAAAUGCUUAGAGCCUAA
This is a messenger RNA of Pseudogymnoascus verrucosus, 627 nucleotides long. RefSeq lists its product as uncharacterized. The record is from RefSeq and is a predicted model, not a curated record. The transcript has 2 exons. Lineage: Eukaryota; Fungi; Ascomycota; Leotiomycetes; Thelebolales; Thelebolaceae. The coding region runs from base 1 to 627 and encodes 208 amino acids.